UUGAUCAAGCAUUCUUAAUAAUUGUGAAGAUAUUAUUGUAUCAGCCUGCAAUAUGCAGCAAAAAGCUUGCAUUCUUCUAAUCUUAUGGCUUCCAUUUAGCUUUUCCAUAUCAAAACAGACCAUCAACAACAGCACAAUCGCGCUACCCGGCUGCCCCACCAAGUGUGGGAAUGUAUCCGUUCCAUACCCAUUUGGUAUUGGUUUAGAUGCUGGAUGUUCCAUAGGCCCAUGGUAUGACAUCAACUGUUCUAAAUCUUUUAACCCUCCAAAACCCUUCCUCAGCAGAACUAAUGGAGAGAUUAUCGACAUAUCAGAAACCAAAAUCCGUCUCAAAACCAAUGCGAUAGCUUACAGAUGCUACAAUCAGACUGGUGGUAUAACUCGUGAAUUUCAAACCGUAUAUGGUAUAAGUGAAACCUCGCCUUUCAGUUUUUCAAACGAAAAUAAGUUCAUAGUUGUGGGAUGUGAUGAUGUUUCCUAUAUGGCAAAAGUGGCAACUGAUAACUUAAUCAGUUCAUAUGACUUAAUCAGUUCAUGUGCUGCCAUAUGUUCAAAGAGCAGUGACUUGAGUGAUGGAUCUUGUUCUGGAAUUGGCUGUUGCCAAAACUCCAUUCCCAAGGGCGUAAAGAAUUACACUACUUUCCUGAACAGCUAUGGAAAUCACACGAACGUCUCGUCCUUCAACCACUGUGGCUAUUCCUUUCUUGGAGAACAGGGCAGAUAUACGUUUCACCCAUCUGAUGUCUCUGAUUCCAAUUUUGAACACAGAAUUGUAGAAACUGUUCCGAUGAUAUUUGACUGGGUGAUUGGGAAUCAAACAUGUGCUGAAGCUCAGAAAUCCAGUCUAUUUGCUUGUCAGGAAAAUAGCAUCUGUGUUGAUUCUGAUACUGGUCUUGGAGGAUAUCACUGCAACUGCUCCAAGGGAUACAAGGGAAAUCCAUAUCUCAGACCAGGUUGCCAAGACAUCAAUGAAUGUGAGAACAAUCCAUGUCAUCCAUAUGGAAUCUGCACUAAUACUCCAGGUGGUUAUAAGUGCUCUUGCCAGCAUGGUUAUUUUGGUGAUGGCAGCAAAUUUGGUUCUGGUUGCAUUGGCCAGCGUUCAAAUAAAGCAUCAGUGCUCACAGGUUUAAGCACGAGCAUCGGAUUGUUAUUACUGCUAACAGUUACCUAUUGGCUAUACAAAGUAGUGAAGAAGAGGAGGAAAUGCAAUCGUAAACAAAAAUAUUUCAAACGAAAUGGUGGUCUUUUAUUACAGCAACAAAUAUCUACUAAAGAAGGCCACGUAGAAAAAACAAGACUUUUCACAGACAAGGAGUUGUCGAAGGCAACCGAUCAGUUCAAUGAAAGUAGAAUACUUGGACAAGGAGGUCAAGGUACAGUUUAUAAGGGCAUGUUAUCUGAUGGGAGAACUGUUGCAGUAAAGAAGUCCAAGUUAGUAGGUGAAAAUCGACUGGAUGAGUUUAUAAAUGAGGUCGUAAUCCUUUCUCAAAUUAACCACAGAAAUGUUGUUGCGCUACUUGGAUGUUGUUUGGAGACAGAAGUUCCUUUGUUGGUUUACGAGUUUAUUGCUAAUAGAACCCUCUUCGAUCACAUCCAUGACCCGAGUGCUGAGUUUCCUAUGACAUGGGAUAUGCGCCUAAAAAUUGCAGCAGAGGUAGCAGGAGCUCUCGCUUAUCUACAUUAUUCAACUUCCACACCCAUUUAUCACAGGGACAUCAAGUCGAGCAAUAUCCUUCUAGAUGAAAACUAUAGACCCAAAGUGUCAGAUUUUGGAAUUUCAAGGUCUAUCGCAGUAGAUAAAACUCACUUCACCACCUUAGUUAAGGGGACCUUUGGCUAUCUAGAUCCAGAAUACUUCCGAUCAAGCCAAUUUACCGAUAAGAGUGAUGUCUAUAGCUUUGGUGUUGUUCUUAUUGAGCUCUUAUCAGGACAGAAACCAAUAAUUUCAAGUGAUACAGAAGAUGAAAGAAGUUUAGCUGCGCGUUUUCUUAUGUCUAUGGAACAAAACUGCCUUCAUAAAUUUUUUGACCCUAUAAUUUUAGAGCAUGAAAAAGAUGAAGACAUUAUUGCUGUUGCUACUUUAGCAUAUAGAUGCUUGAAUUUGAAUGGGAAGAAAAGGCCAACAAUGAAAGAAGUCAGCAUGGAAUUGGAGAAUAUUAGGCUAUCUAAGGGGCAAGCGACUGUCCAAAGUAAUACGCAAGUAAUCAGCACUGAAGUGGGAUCAGUAUCGCUAUCAGACCUCAACUCCACAUGGACAUCUAGUGAUGGUGAGAGCACUGUACCAUCAGAAACCAAUCCCUUUCUACAUUACACUGUUUGAUGGAACUAGCAUGCAUGUUUUAUGUUCUUGCAAUUAGGACUAAAUCAAAGUUGGUUUUAUUGAAAAACAGUAAUAAAGUAUAUUUUUGUAACUUUUCUGUAGCAGUCAGAUACAGUAAUUCAAAAUUUGUUCCCAGAUGGAGGGAAUAAAGAAUGGGAGGAAAAACUGAGGCACACAAAUAUGGGCAUUGGGACCUUUAGGAUUAGUCUCUGCCCAGAUUUUUCUUUAUUCAAAUGUUAAGGUUCUUAGAUUACAUUUUGGAAAGUGAUUCGAACAUGUGUUAAGAAUCCUAAAUAAAUUUCUUA
This is a messenger RNA of Olea europaea var. sylvestris, 2625 nucleotides long. RefSeq names its product wall-associated receptor kinase-like 6. The transcript has 3 exons. The record is from RefSeq and is a predicted model, not a curated record. Gene Ontology annotation, molecular function: polysaccharide binding; protein serine/threonine kinase activity; ATP binding. Gene Ontology annotation, biological process: protein phosphorylation; cell surface receptor signaling pathway. Gene Ontology annotation, cellular component: plasma membrane. Lineage: Eukaryota; Viridiplantae; Streptophyta; Magnoliopsida; Lamiales; Oleaceae. Bases 53 to 2320 code for a protein of 755 amino acids.